AUGAAGAGGUCGUUCCAGGAGGAUGACCACAGGACUUAUCCGCCGGCUAUUGAUGGGCAAUCCACCACUCAGACGGGUGGACCAAGCAGAUCAAUAGGCCAGCGCCAGAGGCGUAAUUCUCGAACGACAAAUGCUUGCGAACAGUGCCAACGACGCAAGACUAAGUGUUCAGGUCAACCUAGUCCUUGUGAAGCAUGUGAAAAAGCCGAACUGAUAUGUCAAUUCGAAACCAAGCCCCAUGUACGAAGCCGUUUAAGGAUCACAUAUUCUGCUGAGGACGAGAGAUUGCAAUAUCUUCUCAACGGAGUUCUCAAUGCGCUCAAACACAACGAUGAUCAAAGCCUUAACAGAUUAAUAGAGGCUCUCCAGCAAGAUCGUCCUCCACAGGAAAUCGCCAUGCAUUUAAGACACAAUCUGGAUGUCUUGCAGAACCAAGGUCAUAUACCAAAGAGAGACGUCGACGACGAAGAUCUUCUCGCAUUGGCUUCUCGUCUCGAUACUGAAAACAGGUCUAGCCAGGCAACAUCUGAAGUGGACACAAAUACCGAAGCGAACCUCUCGUUAACAGAAAGCCCCCGAGCUUCGCGUGCAGGUUCGCAUGGACAACGUCAGGUCCAGGUCGAGCCCGGUGACGAUCUUACGAGAAACGACUAUCUCCCGUGGAAUGACAUAAGUGUAUCUGGACAUCAAUGGAAUAAUGACGCUGUGUCUAUGCCAGCCACUGCUUUCGCAUCACAUAACGCAAGCAUGGCUACGUGGCUUCAGCAACAACAGCUGGCCACACCGAAACCCGAUACAUCUCUUGACCAACACUCUGCUUCAACGAGUAUAUUGAGUGUCGAUCCUGUGCUAUUGUAUGCAAGAUAUCCUUCGAACGAUCACCUAAGUCGAGCAACUCUACCCACUCAAGAUGGCUCAAUUUUCCUGACACAACAGACGCAGUACGGCAGAAGAUGGGAGGCGCCUUCUCGAGCUCCGUUAGGUGUACAGAGUGGUGCAGCUCAUAUGCAGACUUGGUCACAACCCCUUGCUGUGCCCACUCCUGACCUCUAUCAACCGCAGUACAUGGCACAGCAGUCAGGGCCUCAAGGUACUAGUCCGCAACAAUUCCAGCAAGGAAUGGACACAGUACAAGACCCUAUAGAUGGAUCUUCUGCUAAUCUUCUGGAUGGAUCUUCUAAUGAGUACAGACACAAUCAGCAGCCUGCUGGAGCACAAGACAAUGAAUUGUGUCGACAGCAAUGA
This is a messenger RNA of Lithohypha guttulata, 1245 nucleotides long. RefSeq lists its product as uncharacterized. Gene Ontology annotation, molecular function: DNA-binding transcription factor activity, RNA polymerase II-specific; zinc ion binding. Gene Ontology annotation, biological process: regulation of DNA-templated transcription. The record is from RefSeq and is a predicted model, not a curated record. Bases 1 to 1245 code for a protein of 414 amino acids. NCBI's taxonomy places the organism in Eukaryota, Fungi, Ascomycota, Eurotiomycetes, Chaetothyriales, Trichomeriaceae. The transcript is spliced from 2 exons.